Messenger RNA from Sceloporus undulatus (fence lizard), 1850 nucleotides. RefSeq names its product leucine rich repeat transmembrane neuronal 1 (gene LRRTM1). Gene Ontology annotation, cellular component: extracellular matrix. Gene Ontology annotation, molecular function: protein binding. Lineage: Eukaryota; Metazoa; Chordata; Lepidosauria; Squamata; Phrynosomatidae. The record is from RefSeq and is a predicted model, not a curated record. The transcript has a single exon. The coding region runs from base 10 to 1578 and encodes 522 amino acids.
UUCUCGCUAAUGGAUUUCCUUCUUAUUGGUGUCUGUUUAAACUGGCUGCUGAGGAAGCCCCCAGGGUUGAUCCUGUGUACACUGGGUAUCUUUUUCAAAAUGCUUCCAGCCGUGAAUAGUGGGUGUCCACAGCUCUGUCGGUGUGAGGGCAGGCUUUUGUACUGCGAGUCGCUGAAUCUCACAGAGAUGCCGCACAACCUGUCGGGCGUGAUGGGCUUGUCGUUGCGGUACAACAGCCUCUCUGAGCUGCAUGAUGGACAGUUCACAGGGUUAAUGCAACUCACGUGGCUCUAUCUGGAUCACAAUCACAUUUGCUCAGUGGAGGGAAAUGCCUUUCAAAAGCUGCGGAGAGUUAAAGAACUCACUCUGAGUUCCAACAAAAUCACACAACUGCCCAACACCACCUUCCGGCCCAUGCCGAAUCUGCGCAGUGUGGAUUUAUCCUACAAUAAUCUGCAGGCUUUGGAGCCGGACCUGUUUCAUGGGUUGCGGAAGCUGACAACUCUGCACAUGCGGUCCAAUGCCAUCAAGUUUGUGCCCGUUCGAAUCUUCCAAGACUGCCGCAGCCUCAAAUUUCUUGACAUAGGAUACAAUCAGUUAAAAAGCCUGGCUCGAAACUCAUUUGCAGGUUUGUUUAAACUCACUGAGUUACACCUUGAGCACAAUGACCUGGUAAAAGUGAACUUGGCCCAUUUCCCAAGGCUCAUCUCCUUGCAUUCUCUCUGCCUACGGAGGAAUAAGGUCAAUAUUGUGGUGAAUUCCUUGGACUGGAUAUGGAAAUUAGAAAAAAUGGACCUCUCGGGCAAUGAGAUUGAAUACAUCGAACCUCAUGUUUUUGAAAGUGUACCUCAUCUCCAGUCCCUUCAGCUGGAUUCUAAUCGACUCACCUACAUUCAUCCAAGAAUCCUCAACUCCUGGAAAUCCCUCACUAGCAUCAGCCUUUCUGCAAAUGUCUGGGAUUGUGGCCGUAACAUUUGUGCCUUGGCCUCUUGGCUAAGCAACUUUAAAGGCCGCUAUGACAGCAACCUGCUGUGUGCAACCCCUGAAUAUGCACAGGGUGAGGAUGUCUUAGAUGCAGUCUAUGCUUUCCAUUUAUGUGAAGAUGCAGCAGACCCCACAACUGAUGUCAACCUGCUCUCUGCUGUAGCAAACAACAGUGACCAAAUGUUCAGCUACAGCCCUGCCACUGUCAACUAUGACAUGCAGGAUACUGAAGGAGACAGAACAACAAAUGCCGUUACGGUAACUAAACCCAACGAGAACGCAGAGAAUGCGGUUCAGAUUCACAAGGUGGUAACAGGGACCAUGGCCCUCAUCUUCUCUUUCCUUAUAGUGGUUUUGGUGUUGUACGUUUCAUGGAAGUGUUUCCCAGCCAGUCUUAGGCAACUGAGACAGUGUUUUGUGACACAGCGUAGAAAGCAGAAACAAAAACAAACCAUGCAUCAAAUGGCUGCUAUGUCAGCCCAGGAGUAUUAUGUUGAUUACAAACCCAACCACAUUGAAGGCGCUCUGGUGAUCAUUAAUGAGUAUGGAUCCUGUACUUGCCACCAGCAGCCAGCAAGGGAAUGUGAGGUGUGAUUUAACUCUUUUCCAGUGGGGGAAUUUAACUGAGUGUGCAACCAAAUAGCAGUGGGCCAAUAAAAAGACAGUUGGAUAAGGGUUGACUUUUGCUUACCAGUGCCCAUCUUUGAUGAAAUUGUUUUAAAAAAGAAAAGAAAAGAGGAGCUGUCCAAAAAGACUUGAUAUUUUUAGCUUUACUGUGGCUUAAUACCUUCAUGACAUUCAACUUUCAAAAAGAGAUAAGAUAUUUCACAUAACAGCUCUCUUUAAAAAAAUCUGUCAAUAGUCUG